Messenger RNA from Hibiscus syriacus, 1721 nucleotides. Its product is annotated as calcium-dependent protein kinase 21-like. Gene Ontology annotation, biological process: intracellular signal transduction; peptidyl-serine phosphorylation; protein autophosphorylation. Gene Ontology annotation, cellular component: nucleus; cytoplasm. The record is from RefSeq and is a predicted model, not a curated record. Gene Ontology annotation, molecular function: calmodulin binding; calcium ion binding; calcium-dependent protein serine/threonine kinase activity. The coding region runs from base 16 to 1605 and encodes 529 amino acids. The transcript is spliced from 8 exons. NCBI's taxonomy places the organism in Eukaryota, Viridiplantae, Streptophyta, Magnoliopsida, Malvales, Malvaceae.
UCAAGUUAGCCAAAGAUGGGUUGUUGUCGUAGCAAACAUAAAUUGCCGGGUGCUGAGCUCAAUGGCAACAAUUCAAGCAAAGAUCCAAGAGCAGCCGGUCAAGAAGAACAAGUUGUAAAAUCUCAAACACAAGCUCCAAAAGCAAGGCAGCGCCACCAGAACCAGGCACAGCAAUCGAACCCUUCAUCAGCAAGCAUAAAGGCAGUUCAAGUGAGGCGGGAUACAGUAUUAGGGAAUCCAUUGGAAGACGUUAAGAAACACUACACACUCGGGGAGGAACUCGGUCGAGGCCAAUUCGGCAUAAUUUACUUGUGCACCGAGAAUUCAACUGGCAAAACUUACGCUUGCAAAUCGAUAUUGAAGAGAAAGCUGAAAAAUAAACAAGACAGAGAUGAUGUCAAGAAAGAGGUUCAAAUUAUACAGCAUUUAUCCGGUCAGCCAAAUAUUGUUGAAUUCAAGGGCGUUUAUGAAGAUGCGCAGUCUGUCAAUAUUGUAAUGGAGCUUUGCGCUGGUGGUGAGCUUUUCGAUCGGAUCAUUGCACAGGGCCAUUACUCCGAGAGAGCUGCAGCUGCUAUUUGUAGACAAGUCCUGAAUGUAGUUCAGAUUUUCCAUUUCAUGGGAGUGAUGCACCGUGAUCUCAAACCGGAGAAUUUCCUCUUGUCUAGCAAGGAUGAAAGAGCUAUGUUGAAGGCAACCGAUUUCGGGUUGUCUGUCUUUAUUGAAGAAGGGAAGCAAUAUCGGGAUAUAGUCGGCAGCGCUUACUACAUAGCUCCUGAAGUUCUGCGACGUGGUUACGGAAAGGAAAUCGACAUAUGGAGUGCAGGAGUUAUUUUAUACAUUCUACUUAGUGGUGUCCCUCCAUUUGGUGCAGAAACUGAGAAGGGAAUAUUUGAAGCCAUUCUUGAAGGUCAAAUAGAUUUCGCAAGUGAUCCGUGGCCUUCGAUCUCCAAAAGUGCCAAAGAUCUAGUGAGAAAGAUGUUGACAAUGGACCCCAAAAAACGGCCUACUGCUGCACAAGCUCUCGAGCAUCCGUGGCUGAGAGAAGGUGAAGCAUCAGACAGGCCGAUAAAUUCUGCUGUUCUAACCAGAUUGAAGCAAUUCAGGGCAAUGAAUCAGCUGAAGAAGCUUGCAUUAAAGGUUAUUGCUGAAAAUCUAUCUGAAGAAGAGAUUAAAGGUCUUAAAACAAUGUUCACAAACAUCGACACAGAUAAUAGUGGCACAAUCACUUACGAAGAACUGAAAGAAGGUUUGGCCCGUCUUGGAUCCAAGCUCAACGAAGCUGAAGUCAAGCAAUUAAUGGAUGCUGCUGAUGUGGAUGGAAAUGGAACGAUAGACUAUAUCGAAUUUAUCUCAGCUACAAUGCAUAGAUACAGACUUGAAAGAGAUGAAGACCUGUACAAAGCAUUCCAGCAUUUCGAUAAAGAUAACAGUGGGUUCAUUACAAUGGACGAACUAGAGGCUGCUAUGAAGGAGUAUGGAAUAAGUAAUGAAGCCAACAUCAAGGAAAUUAUCGCCGAGGUGGAUUCCGACAACGACGGGAGAAUUAACUACGAUGAGUUCUGCUCGAUGAUGAGAAGUGGAGCACAAACCGGAAGGCUUUUUUAGAUGCCCUUUGAUUGUUCCAUUACGAGCAUGCAAUACCGAGUUGCUGAUGACUGAUGUAACCUAAUUAACAGUGUGCCACCAGAAAGUAUCCAGGUUCAUUAACUAUCUUGAUCCUA